AUGCAGCUCGCUCCCGUCCUCGGCGCCCUCUUCUCCGACGCCUACUUCGGCUGCUACCCCGUCGUCGCGGCCGGCGUCGCCAUCUCUCUGCUGUCAUUUAUGGUUUUGACGCUGACGGCCACGCUCCCGUCGCUGCGCCCGCCGUCGUGCACGCCGCCGCAGUCAUCGUCAUGCCACCAGCAGCCACCGAGCGCCACCCAGGCCGCGGUGCUCUACGCGGCGGCGUGCCGGCCUCCUGGCGGUCGGCAAUGGCGGGACGCGGUACAACACGGCGACGCUGGGCGCGGACCAGUUCGCCGACGGCGACGGCGGCACGGGCGGGACGCCUUCUUCAGCUGGUACUUCGUGUUCCUGUACGCGUCCUACUUGGCCGGCGACACGGCGCUGGUGUACGUGCAGGACAGCGUCAGCUGGGCCCUGGGCUUCGGCGCCUGCACCGCCACCACUGGGCUGGGCCUCCUCGCGCUGGUCGCCGGGUCCAGGUACUACAGGCGGCCCGUUCCGAGAGGGAGUCCGUUCACGGCCCUGGCUCGGGUGGUUGUCGCCGCUGCGAGGAAGGCAACGCUGGGCCUGGGCCCAACUUCUUCACUUGGUACAAGUACACUGCAGUAUUACCACCAUGACCAUGGAUCAUCAUCAUCAAGCCGUGAUGACCCUCCAAGUAACAGAUUCAAGUUCUUGAACCGAGCUGCCAUGAUCGCGGCAGGCGAUACAGACCACAAGCCAUGGCGGCUGUGCACGGUGGAGGAGGUGGAGGACCUCAAGUCGCUGCUCCGCGUGCUGCCGCUCUGGUCGUCGGGGAUCCUGGUGAGCAUGACGGUGAAUGCGCAGGCGCUCACCAGGGACCGCCGCGUCGGCGCGCGCUUCGCCGUCCCGGCGGCCUCCGUGACGGUCGCCGUGCUGGCGGCCUUCACCCCCUCCGCCGCGCUCUUCGACCGCCUCGUCGUCCCGGGAUGGGAGAGGCUAAUAACCGCCGGUGGGCGCGGCGGCAUUGGCCGCAAGCAGCGGCAGCUCACGAUCACCACCCCGCUGCGGCGCAUCGGGCUCGGGCACGCGCUCAACGUCGCCAGCAUGGCGGUCGCCGCGCUCGUGGAGCGGAGACGGAUCCGCGUGGCGCACGCCGGCGGCGCAGUGCCGGCUCAGCGGCGGCGGCGCUGCCGAUGUCGGCGCUGUGGCUGGUGGCGCAGACGGGCGCGGAGGAGGCGCUGCACCUGCCAGGGAACACGGCGCUCUUCUACCAGGAGUUCCCCGCGGCGCUGCGGAGCACGGCCACGGCGAUGCCGCCGCUGUUCAUCGCCGUGGGCUCGUACCCGAGCACGGCGUUCGUGGACGUCGUGCGGUGCGCCACGGGGUCUGCCCGACGACCUCAACCGGUCGCGGCUGGACGCCGUGUACUGGGCGCUGGCCUUGUUGGCGGCCCUCAACUUUGGCUACUUCUUGGCGGGCCGGCUCCUCGCGAAUCUGAUCGUCAUGGGCGGAACCGUGGUGGGUAGGGCCAUGCUCCAGGCCUACCGUCAGGCCAUCGUCAAUGCAAACAAAACUGGAGCUGCCCAAGAAGCUAUAAAUGGUAUUAGACGGGCUAGCAAGGCCAUGACUGAGCAAGAAGCCCGGCAAAUUCUCGGUAUCAGUGAACAAUCGACGUGGGAAGAGAUUGUCCAGAAGUAUGACACAAUGUUUGAGAGGAAUGCCAAGAACGGGAGCUUCUAUCUCCAGUCAAAGCCGUCGUGCUGCAGCUGCACGCUACAACCGCUGCUUCCCGCUGGCCUCGCCCCUGGUAGCAGCAUUCUCGAAGCUGCGCCCACAGCCACCACAGCGAGGCGCUUUCCCAGUCUCCCUUCCUUCGUCUCCCUUGACUCUGCUGCUCUCCUCUUCUUGCGCCCGUGGCCCCGUGGUCUGUACCUGCACGCGCCGCCGCCGCUCACCAGACCCUCACCUGCUUUAUCUGAUCAUUUUAUUAUAAUGUGGGGUGAGAGAACUCAUCACAAGCACUGGCAUCAAGGUCAUGAUUCCUCUGGGAAUUCCAAGGACAAAAACCAUGAUAAAAGGCAGCCAAAAUUUAUACCAGACAAUUAUAGCUCCGUCGAUGAGGUUACUACUGCACUGAGAGAAGCUGGUCUCGAAUCAUCAAAUCUAAUUCUUGGUAUUGAUUUCACCAAAAGCAAUGAGUGGUCAGGCAGGCAUUCCUUUAGAAGAAAAUCUCUGCAUGCCAUUAAUGGCACCCCAAAUCCAUAUGAGCAAGCUAUCUCUAUAAUCGGGCGAACACUGUCACCUUUUGAUGAUGAUAACUUAAUACCAUGUUUUGGAUUUGGUGAUGCUUCUACACAUGAUCACUCUGUCUUCAGCUUCUACCCGGAGAACCGACUCUGUCGUGGCUUUGAGGAGGUUCUUGCAAGGUAUCGGCAAAUCGUACCACAUUUGAACCUUUCAGGACCAACUUCUUUUGCACCUCUUAUUUAUGCAGCGAUUUCUGUUGUUGAAAAUAGUAAUUGGCAAUACCAUGUCCUCGUGAUCAUAGCUGAUGGACAGGUGACUGCUGCUAGUACAAAUACAAAUGAUGGAAGAUUAAGUCCACAGGAACAAGCAACUAUACAAGCAAUUGUUGAUGCUAGCCACUAUCCUCUUUCAAUAGUAAUGGUUGGGGUGGGUGAUGGACCAUGGGAUGCGAUGCAGCAUUUUGAUGACUGUAUCCCUGAAAGAGCUUUUGACAAUUUCCAGUUUGUGAACUUCACUGAUAUUAUGUCAACAAGUAAGGAUAUGUCAAAGAAGGAGGCUGCAUUUGCCCUUGCAGCUCUUAUGGAAAUACCUUCUCAGUAUAAAGCAACUCAAGGCCUCCGACCUCCAGAAAAGCACGCACAAAGGAUUGUCUCUCCUAGGAUUCUUCCUCCUCCAAAUAAAGUUCUUGAAAAUGAUAAUGCUGGAGCUUCACAUCCUCCUCAAACCGCAAGCUCGAAGUCAACUGGUAUUGGCAAAAGCACUGCCGACGAGCAGGUAUGUCCCAUAUGUUUAACCAAUCCAAAGGACAUGGCUUUUCAGUGUGGUCACCUGGAUGCCUACCUGUUUAACCGGGCUCUGCGAUCCCUGUCCAAUUUCCAGAAAGAGGAACUACUGUCCUUCAAACUUCACCAGCCUCAGUGUCGAACACUGUAA
Molecule: messenger RNA, 3147 nt
Organism: Miscanthus lutarioriparius
Lineage: Eukaryota; Viridiplantae; Streptophyta; Magnoliopsida; Poales; Poaceae
Source: the annotation of a GenBank genome assembly